Messenger RNA from Cuscuta campestris, 658 nucleotides. The record is from the annotation of a GenBank genome assembly. NCBI's taxonomy places the organism in Eukaryota, Viridiplantae, Streptophyta, Magnoliopsida, Solanales, Convolvulaceae.
GGAAGAAGGGUGUUUUUGUGGGGGAAUGGACUGGAAAUAUAUGGAGUUGAUGAGGGAGUUCUUUUGGGUAUUUUAAUGGAAGAAAAGAGUGAGAUUAAGAGGAGAAAUGGGUGGAUCCUAUUUUCUGAUGUUGGAUCCUUCUCAUAUUGUUCCUGAGCCCUAAUUGUUGCUUCCUCUGCCUCUUUAAGUUUAUUAACCACAUUACCAAAAAUCUGGAUUUGAAAGUCCCUAGCCUCCAGUUUGGAUCUGUCCAUGACCUCAUAACACCCAUCAUCAUCUGAAUGUCUACCCGUCUCAACCAUGUUGACUUCUUCAGUUUACUGGCUUGGAAGAUUCAUAACUUCCACAAGCAUAGCCAGUCCCUUCUCUGUUGCCGUCCUUCUCACUGUUGGAACCCAAAAUACCCUUGCCGGAGGGACUUUUUCCGGUGGGAUUACUCAUCUGAGUAUGGCAGUGAUGCCCAUCCAAGUGUCCCAGAAGAUUGCAAUGAUUGCAAAAUUGAGGUCUACCCACCAAAGAAGCAAUGGAGAAGAGAGCCUGAAAGUCAAUCAGAUGCAGAGGCAGUUUCUCCAAAGUAAUCCAAACUCGAAAAAUUGGAGAAUCUGUAUAUUGAUUGUACUCUCUAGUCCAUUUAAAAACAUAAAAUGUGCUUCCAUUU